GGCUCGCCGCUCGCCAGCCAGCCGCCGACACGUAUCUGCCCGGCCGCGCAUCGGCAGCGGGAUGGGCACGGCUUCGAUGCAGAAGAGCUGGCGCAAGGCGUGCGGCGCCAUCAAGGACUCCACCACCGUCAGCCUCGCCAAGGUCAACAGCGGCCGCGACCACCUCAAGGAUCUCGACGUCGCCGUCGUCAAGGCCACCAGCCACGUCGAGCGCCCGCCCAAGGACCGACACCUCGCAAAGAUCGUCGGCGCCCGGUCGCGCACCGAGGUCUCCCACUGCGUCCACGCGCUCGCCAGGCGCCUCUCCAACACCAGCAACUGGGUGGUGGCUCUGAAGGCGCUGGUGGUGAUCCACCGGGCGCUGCGGGAGGGCGACGGCGGCGCGUUCAGGGAGGAACUGCUGAGCCACGGGCGGCGGCGGGGCCACGCGCUGCAGAUGUCCAGCUUCAAGGACGACUCGGGCCACCUGGCCUGGGACUGCUCCGCGUGGGUGCGCACCUACGCGCUCUUCCUCGAGGAGCGGCUCGAGUGCUUCGCGGUGCUCCGGUACGACGUGGAGGCGGAGCGCCUCAGAGCCCCGGCGCCGGCAGCGGAGGGGCAGACUCCUCACACCAAGGCGCAGAGCAGGACGAGGGGCCUCGGCAAGGACGACCUCCUCGAGCAGCUGCCCGCGCUGCAGCAGCUGCUCUUCCGGCUCGUCGGCUGCCAGCCCGAGGGAGCGGCGUUCGGGAACUACCUCAUACAGUACGCCUUAGCUCUGGUGCUGAAGGAGAGCUUCAAGAUCUACUGCGCCGUCAACGAUGGCAUCAUCAACCUCGUGGAUGUGUUCUUCGACAUGAGCAAGCUCGAUGCGAUCAAAGCCCAGGACAUCUACAGGAGAACAGGAACUCUGGCGAAGAGCCUGUCUGAAUUCUACGAGCUCUGCAGGGGUUUGGAGCUUGCCAGGAACUUCCAGUUCCCAGUUCUCAGAGAGCCACCGGCGUCGUUUCUUGUGACGAUGGAGGAGUACAUCAGAGAAGCUCCCAGAGCUGGCCACGUUGCAAAUAAGACCAUUGAGUAUCGGCAACUGGAUCCUACUGCAGACCAAGAAGAACAACCACCACCUGAACCGCCCCGCGAGGCGACGACCCAAGAACCUGCGGCGGAGGAACCGAUGCUGGAGCCCGAAGAGGAACCCCACCCUGCACCUGAGCUCAACGAUGAACCUCAACCUACCACCACCACUGCCGAUUUCGAUUUACUGGGUUUACAUGAGGUGAGCUCCGCUGCCGCUGAGAUCGAGGAGAGCAACGCACUGGCGCUGGCCAUUGUAGCACCAGGUGGUGGUGGCAGCAGCGCGUCUGCGUCUCCUGCUGUUGACAUGGAUGGAUCUUCGGGCUGGGAGCUGGCGUUGGUAGCGGCACGGACCGACAUGAGCAGCCGAUCGACAGAGAUGAAACUGGCCGGGGGCUUCGACGGCCUGCUGCUCGACAGCCUGUACGAGGACGCGGCGAGGAGGCAGCAGCAGCAGCAGGCGACCUACGACGACCCUGCCGGGGACCCGUUCGCCGCGUCGACGAGCGUCGCGCCGCCGACCGGCGUGCAGAUGUCAAUGAUGGCGCAGCAGCAGGAGAUGUUUGGGAUGCCGCUGCCGUUUCAGCAUGCUGGUGCCGGUGCUUCUGGGUCUCAGGCCAAUCCAUUCGGUGACGCGUACUCUGCUAUGUUACCCCAGGGGCAGGGCACCCCCUUCCAUGGACACGGGAGCGGCAGCUUGAUUUGAACAUGCAUGUAUGUUUUGUGUAGAAGAAGUAGCAGCAUCCGAUAGCUCUGGUUUUAAUUGGUAUUAUAUGAUGAUUGACUAGAAUCAUUCUGGCUGUGCGCCAUCGGA
Molecule: messenger RNA, 1867 nt
Organism: Triticum dicoccoides
Lineage: Eukaryota; Viridiplantae; Streptophyta; Magnoliopsida; Poales; Poaceae
Product: putative clathrin assembly protein At5g57200
Exons: 11
Coding region: 62-1759 (565 amino acids)
Biological process (GO): clathrin coat assembly; vesicle budding from membrane; clathrin-dependent endocytosis
Cellular component (GO): clathrin-coated vesicle; clathrin-coated pit
Molecular function (GO): clathrin heavy chain binding; 1-phosphatidylinositol binding; SNARE binding
Source: RefSeq, a predicted model, not a curated record